Pungitius pungitius (ninespine stickleback) is the source of this 4125-nucleotide messenger RNA. RefSeq names its product junctional adhesion molecule 2a (gene jam2a). The transcript has 10 exons. Gene Ontology annotation, biological process: leukocyte cell-cell adhesion. Lineage: Eukaryota; Metazoa; Chordata; Actinopteri; Perciformes; Gasterosteidae. The coding region runs from base 315 to 1175 and encodes 286 amino acids. The record is from RefSeq and is a predicted model, not a curated record. Gene Ontology annotation, cellular component: protein complex involved in cell adhesion; cell surface; plasma membrane.
GGGGGCGUCCACCCGCGUCUUUCAUAGUAACCGAGGCGCGCCGCUCCCUGCCAGACUUCUCAGCCAGGGGCACCGGCGUCUCGCAGCGAUCAGCGCCGGAGGUGCGUGCCGCUCACCCCCGCCGCUACGCCGCUCCUUGCAGGCUCCGGUCCGAUCGCUUCCACCCUCCACGCCGCCCGCUUUCCGGAGCACAAGGAUCUUCCCUGGAAGCUGGAUGAAUUAUUGGAGAGUUGUGAACAAGUGCGAGAAGAAAGCCGAGGCUCGGGAUCCGCCUCCGCGCUCCGUCCAGGGCAGAGACGCACAAGUGGACGAUAAUGGAGGGGACGUCCCUGUACCUCCCUGUGGUUAUUAUACUGGUGCAAUGUUCCCCCUCCUUUCCCGUUACCGUGUCGACCGACAGACACAAGGUGGAGGUGCACGAGUUCUUAGACGCGGUGCUGUCCUGCACGUUCCGCACGGAGAAGGACCAGAACCCGCGCAUCGAGUGGAAGAAGAAGGGGAAGGACGUGUCUUUUGUCUACUUUGAAGGACACUUCAGAGGUCCCUUCGAGGACCGCGCUACCAUCGAGGGGGCCACCGUCACGCUGAAGAGGGUGACCCAGGACGACGCCGGGGAGUACCGCUGUGAGAUCAGCGCCCCCCUCGAUGCCGUCAACCUGGGCGAGACCAACGUCACCCUCAAAGUCCUGGUGCCCCCACAAACCCCGUCCUGCGAAAUCCCCAGCGCGGCGGUGACGGGCUCAGUUGUGCAGCUGCUCUGCAGGGACCAGAAGAGCAUCCCGCCCGCCACGUACUCCUGGUUCAAGGACAACCUGCCCAUCUACCAGCCUCGCCACGCCAACGCCACCUACCUGAUCGACUCCCACACAGGAGUCCUGGAGUUCAAGGCCGUGGUCAAAGAGGACACCGGCCGAUACAGCUGCCUGGCCUCGAACGGAGUGGGAUCGCCCAAGAUGUGCGAGGGCAAGCACAUGACGAUAGAGGACGUCAACGUCUCGGCUGUGGUGGCGGCGGUGCUGGUGGUCUGCCUGGUCGUGGUGGUCUGCGGAUGCGGGGGGUACCUCUUGCACCGCAGUGGUUUCUUCAGCCGCCACAGGGGAAGAUCCAAUGUCAACUACGUCCCUCCGCCCCAAGAACCACAGGAUUUCAAACACACCCAGUCCUUCAUGCUCUGAGAAGCCGGCCUUCCUUCGAGAAUACUUCGACAAGGCGCCAAAAGUGGGACCCUCUCAUAUUUUUGGUUUUUAUCUCUGGACUCUGAGUGAGCUUUCGAUCUUGCAACACGCUUUCACCCCCCCCCCCCCCCAACCCCCCUGUGAGUCCCCUUUGACUGAGGGAAGGCGCCUCCUUACUCUGUCAGUGAUGUGUUCUUGCUCUUUUGAGAUGGAGCUCAUUUUCACCGGUGUUCUGCUCCCCUCUGGUGGUCAGAUGUUGAAAAUCCAAUCAAUGUGUUAAUGAAUGAUGCAGGGACUAGUGGAGUUUUCUGCUCCCCCCCCACCCCCCAUCGUCCUCACAACCUUUAGUUUUCUUUUACCAAAGACCGACUGUUUAAUUUAAGGGAUUUAGAACAUUAAUACCACUCAAAUAUUUACCUCAGCAUCUGCCAAUGUUUUGUGACCCAACCCCCCCCCCCCCAGUGAUCCAUACGGCAACAUAAAACCAUUGAUGUAUUAUGUAUUACAUUCAUUGAAAGCAUUCCGAGAGGAAGCCACUCCAGCCAAUUCUAUUGAGACCAACCCCAUUCCACCCUAAUGUGCCUGCAUGGUCUUUUAUACACACACACACACACGCACACACAUAUAUAUACAUAUAUAUAUAUAUAUACCUUGUGCCUUUUUAAUUUGUCAUAUUUAUCUAUGGAUCACACUUUUUUGUAAAGAAUUGCCUUACUUUGUCUCUGUCUUUCUAUUUUUGUGCCACUGUUUAUUAAUGUUAAUCAAACUGGAAAGUCUGUUUCUCGACACUGUGUGAAUGGGUUGUUCAGAGUUUUAUUUGAAUGGUGUAUAUGUAAUAAAAUGUUUUUCUAUUCUACAACCUACUGGCUGUUAUUGUACUUAGUAGGAUAUUAUUGUUGUACCUAGAAUUGAGUCUUUCUAACCCCCCAAAACUCUUUCCUACCUCAUCCAAACUCCCCAGUCCUCCUCUCCCCUUCUUCCAGGGGACUUUGUCAACUAUUUAACCAAAAAAAUAGCUGACAUAUGCUCCUCUUUCUCAAACCCAUCUCCUACUACUUGUGUCCCACCGACUUCACCUCCAUCGCCCUCGCUUCCCUCUUUCACCCCCCUGUCUCCUAACCAAGUUCUUACCUUAGUAACCUCUGCCCGUCCGACCCCCUGCUCUCUUGACCCCAUUCAAUCCCAUAUUCUACAGUCUCUCCUGACCUUCUUCCUUUCCUCACCUGUCUCAAUAACAACCCUCCGUUAUCUGGCUUUAACCCACUCCUGAAGAAACCCAUCUGAAGAAAACAACUACAGAUUGUCUCUCUUCCCCUUUUGCCCAAAACUCUCCAACCUGCUCUCUUUAACCAACUGAUCUUCUUGGUGUCUCAGAGCAACUCCACACUGCCAGAGCCGCCUCUCUCUCCUCUGUCCUCAUCCUCCUGGACCUUUCUGCUGAAUUUGACACAGGAAGCCACCAGAUCCUUAUUUCUUCUCUUCAGGAUAUUGGUGUCACAGGCUCUGCUCUCUCCCUUCUCUCAUCCUAACUUGGAAACGGUCUGUGUCGGAACCUUGUCCUCUUACUACUGGAGUUCCUCAGAGCUCCCACCUGGGCCCCCUCCUCUCUCUACACCAACUUUCUCGGCUCUGUCAUUCGCUCACAUGGUUUCUCCUACCACAGCUAUGCCGAUGGCACCCAACUAAUUCUCUCCUUCCUUCACUCGGACACUCAGGUGGCAGCAGGGAUCUCUGCCUGUCUGACUGACAUCUCUCAGUGGAUGUUUGCUCACAAUCUGAAAAUAGACUGAAAUAAUUCUCUUUCCGGGGGAAAGAUUCUCCAACCCAUGACCUGACUGUUAACUUUGGCAACUCUGUGUUAACGCCCACUCUUACUGCUAUAGGAACCUCGGCGUGACACUCAGACAGCCAACUCUCCCUGACUGCCAACAUCACAGCGACAAUACGAUCCUGUAGGUCCACGCUCUACAACAUCAGGAGAAUACGAGCCCUUCUCACUCGGAAGGAGGCGCAGGUACUGAUUCAGGCUCUUGUUAUCUCCUGCCUUGACAAAUGUAACUCUCUCCUGGCAGGUCUCCCUGCUGCCGCCAUUCGACCUCUGCAGCUCAUUGGUGCUCACGUACCAUGCUGUGAAUGGAUCGCGUCCAGGCUACAUCCAGGACAUGGUGAAACCCUACAUCCCAACCCGCACUCUCUGCUCUGCAUCUGCCAAGCUGCUUGUUCCUCCCUCACUGAGAGAAAAGCACUCGGCAAGAUCGCAACUCUUUGCUGUCCUGGCUCCUAAAUGGUGGAAUGAGCUCUCUGAUGACAUCAGGACGACAGAGAGCCUUUACAUCUUCCACCGCAAACUAAAGACACACAUCUUCAGACAAAAAUCACUAACAAAUCGUAGGACUUAAAUUGAACUUAUGGCUCUUUUUUAUAGCAAGUUGUAAAUCUGCUUAUUUGGUGAAAUUGCACUUGUUUCUUGUUCUUUUGAGUUUGUAUCCCUAUGAUUGAAAUGCACUUAUUGUAAAUGUGAAUGACAUGUAAUUUGAUCUUUUGUAUCUACACAGUGUUGUUGAAUGUGAAGACAGGUGCUUGUAUUUGUCUCAUUUUUUUUAGAUGUGUGGCUUCGAUGAAUGAAUCUGGGAAAAAGUUCUAAAAGACAAACAGAAUCUCUGAGGAAGGAUAUUUUUUCCAUGACCAGGUACUUUUUAAUUUUGAAUAUUGAAAGCAUACAAUAAUACUUUCCAAAUGAUGUGGCGUCUACCUCCACUAUGCACAAAAUGUAUGAUACUAUAGGAUAUGGUCAAUAUGGCCUUUUACUCUGAAAACACUUUGUCAAAAGAGCUCAUUUUCCUCUACGCAGAUGGAACCUGCAACAGUCAAAUGACGGACUGUAAUUUAGUUUUUCUGUGUCACGGUCCUCUUAUAGAGAAGAAUGUGUGGCUGCCACAGGGAGGCUCAA